Messenger RNA from Salvelinus sp. IW2-2015, 2395 nucleotides. RefSeq names its product nucleobindin 2a (gene nucb2a). The record is from RefSeq and is a predicted model, not a curated record. Gene Ontology annotation, cellular component: extracellular exosome; endoplasmic reticulum-Golgi intermediate compartment. Gene Ontology annotation, molecular function: calcium ion binding. Lineage: Eukaryota; Metazoa; Chordata; Actinopteri; Salmoniformes; Salmonidae.
UCUGACAUUGUAAACAAACGCCUGCUGGCAUCAAGGAAGGAGCGAGAGGACAAAUGAUCAGCUCGGGAGGAGACUAGUUAGCUAGCUAGCUAAAUUAGCUUGACGGGGUUUCCACUAGAUAGCACAGCCACAAAGUCAAAAUUGUCUAUAUCGUAAAGAUUUAUGAAAACAUAAUUGGUGUUAAUGUAAGGUUAGGCGUACGGUUAGCCCUGUGGUUAAAGUUAGGUUUAAAAUCUAAUUUUAAGAAGAGACAUUUUAGAAAUAGGCGGGGUUUACGACUUUGUGACUGUAGUAACGACCGUUUGACGGGGAUUCCGAUCAAAAAAUGUCUUGGAGCCAGGUAUUCCACACCAGCUGCUUUGUGCUUCUGGUACAUCUGCUCUGUCUGGAGGCAGUGCCCAUUAGUCUGGACAAGACCAAGGUGAACCAGCCGGAGGACAAAGCCUCAGAGCCACCACCAAGUGUGGACACUGGACUCCACUAUGACCGUUAUCUCAGGGAAGUCAUUGAUUUUCUGGAAAAAGACCAGCAUUUCAGAGAGAAGCUCCAUAACACAGAUAUGGAGGAUAUCAAGAUGGGGAAGCUGGCCAAAGAGCUGGACUUUGUCAGCCACCAUGUAAGGACACAACUGGACGAGCUAAAAAGGCAGGAGGUUAGCCGGCUACGGACACUGAUCAAAGCCAAGCAAGACAUCGAAGGAGGGAACGAUAUGGCAGUAGACCACCAAGCUCUGCUGAAACAGUUUGAGUACCUGAACCACAUGAAUCCUCACACCUUUGAAGUGGAGGAUCUGGACAGACUCAUCAAAUCAGCCACAAACGAUCUGGAGAACUAUGACAAGGAGCGCCAUGAGGAGUUCAAGAAGUACGAGAUGACGAAAGACCAUGAGCGAAGGGAACACCUCAAGACUCUAGACGAUGAAGGGAGGAAGAAGGAGGAAGAACAUUACGAGGAGAUGAAGAAGAAACAUGCAGACCAUCCCAAAGUCAACCAUCCAGGCAGCCAGAAUCAGUUCAAAGAGGUGUGGGAGGAGGCAGAUGGUCUUGACCCUGAAGAUUUUGACCCCAAGACCUUUUUCAAGCUGCAUGAUUCCAAUGGAGAUGGCUUCUUCGAUGAGCAGGAAUUGGAGGCAUUGUUUACGAAGGAGCUGGAGAAGAUCUAUGAUCCUACCAAUGAAGAGGACGAUAUGGUGGAGAUGGAGGAGGAGCGYCUGCGUAUGAGAGAGCACGUCAUGAACGAGGUGGACACCAACAAAGACAGACUGGUCUCCUUAGAAGAGUUCCUGAUUGCCACAAAGAAAAAGGAAUUCCUGGAACCAGAUAGUUGGGAGACCCUAGAGCAGAACCAGGCCUACACGGACGAGGAGAUGAGGGAGUUUGAGGAGCACCUGACCCAGCAGGAAGAGGACCUCAACCAGAAAGCAUCAGACCUCCAGAAACAGAGGGAUGAGUUGGAGAGGCAACAGGAACAGCUCAACUCACAGAAAGUAGAGCUUCAGCAGGCAGUAGAACACAUGGAACGGUUGAAAACCCAGAAAGUUGAGCCCCCUCCAGAGGUUCAUGUAGAAGGGAAUGCUAUCCCAGAGCCACAAGGAGAGUACCAUCCUUUGCCCCUGGGCCAUCAAGAUAUGUCCCAAAACCACCCGGGUAUGAAGCAAGACAACCACCUCCAGAACCAAAUACCCCACAACACCCAGGAUUUGUCCCAACCACGACUCCAAGAUCUGCCCCCAGGCCAUCAGGCAGUGCCAUAGGGCCAACAUUACUUACCAUAAGGCCCCCAUCAGAACCAGCCCACUCAACCCCAGCUGCCAGAUAAAACUCUAUAGACAACACCUCUGGCUCCAUGGCCCCCCACCCACAGACCUUUACAGUACUUAUAUACCUCCAGUCCAGUGUGCAGAGGUCCCUCCAUAUGGGCAUGUGUACCCCGUUAUCCUGAAAGAGUUAACUGAAAACCAGCUGAAGAACACAGGAGGAGUUUACAGUAUCUCUGCCCACUUGUGGAUUUCAAUUUGAGCCUCCACGGCCUAGAAAUGUUUUGUACGUUUGCAGUCAGGGAAUUUGUGUUAUAGAGUGCAUAUGCGGUAUGUGAUGUAUGGAUUGGUCAUAAUUGACCAUUACUUAAAAUGCAGAGCUUUGGUGGAAUGGUUUUGGUAGUGUCAAUGUCUAUAUAUUUUGGAACAUUGUUUUUAAUUGGUGCUGUGUAAUGUCAUGACAAUUAGGCCUAAUAAUUGUCAGGUUAAUCCAGCUGAAUAAUGAUAAUGUUGUGAAAUGUACGGAUUCCUGAAAAAGCUCCAUUUCAAAAGGCACUGAAAAUGGCAUUGGGAGCAUUAUGAACAGUAAAGACAACUGUCUCAUGAAACAGAAUAUAAUAUAAAAUAUGUUCUUUUUUG